This is a messenger RNA of Recurvomyces mirabilis, 2547 nucleotides long. RefSeq names its product mitochondrial dynamin GTPase Msp1 (gene msp1). The transcript has a single exon. Gene Ontology annotation, cellular component: microtubule; membrane; cytoplasm. The record is from RefSeq and is a predicted model, not a curated record. Gene Ontology annotation, molecular function: GTPase activity; microtubule binding; GTP binding. The coding region runs from base 1 to 2547 and encodes 848 amino acids. Lineage: Eukaryota; Fungi; Ascomycota; Dothideomycetes; Mycosphaerellales; Teratosphaeriaceae.
AUGGCAGGCAUGGGCAUGCUGGGACUCGUCGCAUACAUACAAUACCAAGCUAGCCAAGGAGCAGCAUAUGCGGUCGACCUCUUCGGCAAGGCCAAGGAUGCAGCAUCAGGAGCUGCUACGGGUGUUUUCGAAGGUGCCGGUGGGAUCUUCGGGCAGAUUGGCAAGGGCUGGGAUAAGACGAAGGAGGAUGUAGGUGGAAUCAAGGUGGAGAUGCCGCAGUGGAUGAGGGACAUCUAUGAGGGCAAGACACAGCGGGAGGAAGGCGGGAGUGGCGGCAGUGGUGGACCGAAUGAGCCAAAGCAGGCUGGAGGUGGAGCUGUCGGAGCAGGUGCAGCGACUGCAGGUGCUUUUGCGCUUGGUAGUGAUGGCGAAGAGGACGACAGAACUCCCACCGAAGCUGCACGAGAUGAUCAGAUGAUGCUCCUCACACGAAAGAUGAUUGAGAUCAGAUCUUUGCUACAAACUAUCGGCCAGUCAGAAUCACUCACGCUGCCUUCGAUCGUGGUGGUGGGAUCACAGUCAUCCGGCAAGAGUUCGGUCUUAGAAGCUAUUGUGGGCCAUGAAUUCUUGCCCAAGGGCUCCAAUAUGGUGACAAGACGACCGAUCGAGCUCACACUCGUCAACACACCAAAAGCUCAGGCCGAGUAUGGCGAAUUCCUAGCUCUUGGCUUUGGCAAGAUCACAGAUUUCAGCCAGAUCCAGAAGACCUUGACUGAUCUCAACCUGGCUGUGCCAGAGACAGAUUGUGUCUCUGAUGAUCCGAUCCAGCUUAGGAUAUAUUCGCCAAACGUGCCCGAUCUCAGCUUGAUCGACCUGCCAGGCUACAUCCAGGUUGAAGCUUUUGACCAGCCAACUGAGCUGAAAGCCAAGAUCCAAGACCUGUGCGACAAGUACAUCCAGCCACCAAAUGUCAUUCUUGCGAUCUCAGCAGCUGAUGUGGAUCUUGCCAACUCAACGGCUCUGCGCGCGUCACGACGAGUAGAUCCUCGUGGCGAGCGUACCAUAGGUGUGGUUACCAAGAUGGAUCUUGUCGACCCCAUACGCGGCGCACAAAUUCUAGCUGAUCGCAAUUACCCGCUCCGACUCGGUUAUGUCGGUGUCGUGUGCAAAGUGCCUCGAGAGACGAAAUCAGUCUUCUCACGAGGAUCUGCGAACAUCACCAGUCUCAUUACGAAGAACGAGUCUGCAUACUUCAGUGCACAUCCUGAGACGUAUGGUCCAGACAGCCAGGUCACGGUCGGCACGUCGAACUUACGCAAGAAGCUCAUGCAUGUGCUCGAGGCGACCAUGUCUGCGUCACUCGCCACCACGAGCGAAGCCAUACACCAGGAGUUGGCCGAGGCUACGUACGAAUUCAAGGUGCAGUACAACGAGCGCUCGUUGAGUGCGGAGAGCUAUCUGGCUGAGAGUCUGGAUGCCUUCAAGCACUCCUUCCGAGCCUUCUCAGACACUUUCGGCCGGAAAGAGGUUCGAGACAUUGUCAAGCAAGAACUUGACCAACAGGUGCUCAACCUGCUAGCACAGAGAUACUGGAACAGACCAGUCGAGAACCUUCGACCGGUAGAUCAGCUGGCAGAAGGUCCACAAGAGCAUAUCGAAAACCUGCCCAAGGCCGACCCCGAGAAUCCACUCUGGCACCUUAAGCUAGACGCCAGCACAUCGACCCUCACAAAGCUUGGGAUCGGCCGCUUAGCCACUUCCAUUACGGCGCAAGCACUGCAAGAGAGCGUGCAGAAUCUGGUUCAAGGUAGUACCUUCUCUAGCCACCCCUUUGCCAUCCAAGCCAUCACCCAAGCUUCCACCAACAUCCUACGAGACUUAAGCUACGACACCUCCGACGAGCUUGAAAUCUGCGUAAAGCCCUACAAGUACCGGGUGGAGGUCUCCCAAGACGAAUGGCGACGAGGCCGGGAUAACAUCACGGAAGUGUUGAAGUCUGAGCUCAAAGACUGCGACGUCGCGACCAAAGCCGUCGAAGAUCAACUCGGGGGCAAGCGAAGAGCUAAAGACGUCCUCUCAUUCAUCGACCGCGUGCGGAAAGGCGAAGUCAUUCUAGACGGCAAUACAGAUGCAGGUGCCGGCGGCUUCAGCGCUGCUCUUCUGUCGAAAGGCCGCGAAGCUCUCUUCCUCCGCGACCGCUCGGACAUCCUGCGACUCCGUCUUGCAGCUGUCAAAUCCCGCCAGUGCUCAAACCCAGCAAACAAAUACCACUGUCCUGAAGUCUUCCUCGAUGCGGUAGCGGACAAACUCACCUCCACUGCCGACCUAUUUCUUGACGCUGAGUUGUUGAGUAAAUUCUACUAUCAGUUCCCGAGGAUGCUGGAGCAGCAGUUCAGGAAUUUGGACGAGGGGACUGUGCAACGCUUUGCCAGGGAGGAUCCGAAGAUCAGGAGGCAUUUGGAUGUUGUGAAGCGGAAAGAAUUGUUGGAGCAUGUGCUCAAGGAAAUGGAGGGGCUGAGGGAGUUGGAGAAGAGGGAGGUCAGGCGGUCUGGACGCGGGCAGGUGGAAGAGGUCGGGAGGAAGAGGAAGGGGUGGGGUUUGUUUUAG